Oncorhynchus kisutch (coho salmon) is the source of this 8171-nucleotide messenger RNA. RefSeq names its product dystroglycan 1 (gene dag1). Gene Ontology annotation, biological process: muscle attachment; nerve development; morphogenesis of an epithelium. Lineage: Eukaryota; Metazoa; Chordata; Actinopteri; Salmoniformes; Salmonidae. The coding region runs from base 837 to 3470 and encodes 877 amino acids. Gene Ontology annotation, cellular component: basement membrane; sarcolemma; dystrophin-associated glycoprotein complex. The transcript has 3 exons. The record is from RefSeq and is a predicted model, not a curated record. Gene Ontology annotation, molecular function: calcium ion binding; laminin binding.
UCAUUCCUACAGGCUCUCUUCUCAGACAGAGCUCAAAGACCUAGCUAGCAGACACUUAGUGUGCGCAUCGGGGAGAGAGAGCGGGCUAAAUGGGUGUAAUUAUACCUCUCUAGUUGAUCCGGAAGGUUGUUUUUGCCACCUAGCUCGUCAUGUGAUUGCCCCUGGCUUCAUAUGCUUCGUUUUUUUUUGUAAACUUGAUUUCCAGCCCAGCAGUAGCCUACAUACCAUCGCAGAGAAGCCAAGUAGGACUUGUAAUCUAAUACCAGUGGCGCGUUUUUUAGUAGGUUAGGGCUGUUGCGUUCCAAAAAGGUGGUGGACCCGACACAAGCCUCGUGUGGAGACUGUCACUUUAACUCUAGGUCUAACGAAACAGCCGAACGCAAGUAGACCUGACACCUUUGUUUUUUUAUUCGGAGACGUCCCGAGAAGGAGUGUCUCACUCCCAAACCAGUCUGUUCCCGUAGUGAUCUUUUCAAUCCCGCUACAAAGAAGAGGAUUUCAAGGAAUAUAAUAUAUGCGCAGAUUAAAAGGUCUCAAAGGCUGACUUGACAAUGGGAUCUACAAACCACUGAAGUGGCUCUGACAAAAGAACAGGGGAAGCAGGAGGAAAGUAGAGGAGAAAAGAAAAGGAGAAAAACACUAAACAAAAGGAAAGGGGACUCUCAGAGAGAGAGAGAGAGAGAGAGAGAGAGCCCUUAUUGAAAAGAAAAGCGGAGGUCGGCUCGGGGAGGAUCAGCUUUGUCCAUCGGUGUGGGGUUGGGGGUGCAUGCUUGUCCUCUCCAGUGGGCUUCCUCCUUUGUGAGAGAGAGAGAGAGAGAGUUAACAAAAGACAAAGAAUGUGCAAUAAACAGAGAGGAGAAUGUCGACCAGCGGAGGAGGCUGGAGCGGGGAUGCCUGGUCUGGGGAGGAGAACCAGUGUGGUACUACUACUGGCUCUCCUGGUAGCCAUGGUCCAGGGACAGGUGGAGGUAAUGGGGGACAUGCUGCAGGAUGGACCCGGGAAGCUGGAGGCCUCCAUGCACUCCUCCAUACUGUCAGACUUCCAGGAGGUGGAGGCCUUGGAGCCGGUGGUGGCUACAGUCUAUCAGGCUGAAGUAGGAGCAGCAGGGGGGGAGUCAGGAAUCCCCGACUCGUCUGCUGUGGUGGGCCGGGUGUUUCAGAUGAAGGUCCCGUUGAAGACGGACCACACCAGCAACACUAAGAUAACUGAGUCAGGCAAGGAGACGCUACCAGCAUGGCUACACUGGAAGAGCAACAUCCUACAGGGUCUACCACUGGAGGAGGACAAGGGUGUCCACUACAUCGCCGUCUCCACAUCAAACGGCAGUCAGGACAUCUUCUCCAUCGAGGUGCACCCAGAGGAACAUGUGGACCCGAUCCAGCUAGCCAUUCAGUCAGCAUCCAACAACGAGGUCAAGCCGUUUGUCUGCGGCACAGAGGAACCGGUGACUGUACUCACGGUGAUUCUGGACGCCGACCUCACCAAGAUGAGCUCCAGGCAGAGGGUCGAGCUGCUGGGCAAGAUGAAGAAGUUCUCUGGCGUGGAGCUGCAGCACAUGAAGAUACUUCCCGUGGUCAACAACAGAUUGUUCGAUAUGUCCGCCUUCAUGGCCGGACCGGGAAAUGCCAAAAAGGUGGUGGAGAACGGAGCCCUGUUAUCCUGGAAGCUGGGCUGUUCCCUGGACCAGAGCAAUGUCCCCAACAUCAGCAGCGUCCAGGCGCCAGCGAAAGAAGGCACUAUGUCUGCUCAACUGGGAUACCCUGUGGUCGGUUGGCACAUCGCCAACAAGAAGCCUCAUAUCCCCAAACGGGUGAGGCGCCAGCUCAACAAUACCCCUACCCCGGUUCUUGUUGUGCUUCCCCCAACGUCUGUCGUCGAGCCCCCUGUUCGCAUUGUACCCACCCUGUCGUCACCUGCUAUUGCUGCCCCCACAGACAGCUCUGCCCCACCCAUGAGAGGACCUGUGCCCUUGCCCAUGAAGCCCACGAUCCGUGUCAGAGACUCAUAUGCCCACACUCCCACUCAGGGUGCACCCCUGCCAACCAGAGUGAUGGAGUCCACUAGUACCAUCUCCAUUGAACCCACUAUGACCAGGCAUACCGUUGUGGAAGCUACACCGACACUCCCUCCACCCACCACAGUUGCCACCAGAAAGCCAACCAAGAAACCAAAGAGACCGAAGACCACCCCGAUGCCAAGGGAGUCCAAGACCACCACAGCCAAACCAGCCAGGCGCACCACCCCUUCGUCCAUCGUGCCUGACCCGAGAAACGAGAAACCAGAUCUCCGCAACCCCAUCGAUCAGGUCAAUGCCUUCGUGGGCACAUACUUUGAAGUGAAGAUCCCAUCCGAUACGUUCUUUGACAAGGAGGACGGUACAACAGACAAACUAAGGUUGACCUUGAGGAUGAACCACAACGAAGUUGUCGGUGAUGACUCCUGGAUACAGUUUAAUAGCACAAGCCAGCUGCUAUACGGUCUUCCAGACUCAAAUCACGUUGGGAAGCAUGAGUACUUCAUGCAGGCCACCGAUAAGGGUGGUCUGAACGCGAUCGACGCCUUCGAGGUCCGUGUGAACCGCUGGGCAUCCAACGAUAAGUCCCCGGUCCUGUUCCAGGCCCGCUUACACGGAGAACCUCGCCUGGUGACCAAUGACAUCCACAAGAAGAUUCUGCUCAUCAAGAAGCUGGCGUACUCGUUCGGUGACCGCAACAGCAGCACGGUCACCCUGAGGAACAUCACCAAGGGAUCCAUCGUGGUGGAGUGGACCAACAACAGCCUCCAGCAGAACCCUUGUCCCAAGGAGCAGAUUCAGACCAUGUCCAGGAGGAUCUCUGAUGCCCAGGGAAGGCCCUCCCAGACCUUCAUCUCCGCCAUGGAACCAGACUUCAUACCCAUCAGCAUCAAGGUCAAAGGAACGGGUGCCUGCCGGAACUACAUGUUUGUCCCGCCUGGUGAAAUCACUAUCCCUAUCCCCCCAGCUGUCACGCCGGCACUGGGCACCGGACGCCAGAGCACAGAUGACGUCUACCUCCACACGGUGAUUCCGGCCGUGGUGGUGGCGGCCAUCUUGCUGAUCGCUGGCAUCAUCGCCAUGAUCUGCUACCGCAAGAAGCGCAAGGGCAAGCUGACCAUCGAGGAUCAGGCUACCUUCAUCAAGAAGGGGGUGCCCAUAAUCUUCGCAGACGAGCUUGACGAUUCCAAGCCGCCCCCGUCCUCCUCCAUGCCGCUCAUCCUGCAGGAGGAGAAACCCCCUCUUCCCCCACCGGAGUACCCUAACAUGGCCAGUCCAGAGACCACCCCACUGAACCAGGACCUUCUGGGUGAGUACACGGCUCUGAGGGACGAGGACCCCAACGCGCCCCCCUACCAGCCCCCGCCCCCCUUCACCGCACCCAUGGAAGGUAAAGGAUCUCGUCCAAAGAACAUGACCCCUUACAGAUCCCCACCACCUUACGUGCCACCCUAAGGGUUUAGCAGGCUCCUCCAGAGAAGGAGGAGGGAAGCAGGGGGACUUGUAACGGUCUCAAUCCAGUGUCUGUUUGGAAAUAAGGGGUGGGAGGAGGAGUGGGAGGAGGAGGACAAAGUGGGAACAAACUUUGGAUUUUGGGUUGGGAGGGUUAUGGGGUGAUCUGAUUGAAGUUGAAGUUAUUGGAAAGAUGGGAGGGAGGGAGAACUAGAUGUUAGCCGCGGCGACAGUAGCCACAAAAAGGACACUAUUCAGUCUGUCAUCUCAUUGGCUACAGCAGAAUGGCUAGUUUGGGAAGACACUCCCCUCUGGUCCCAGCGCUUUUUUUUUCUCUGUUUGAAACUUAAUGGGCUUUUGUUUUAAUUUAGUUAUUUGGUUCUGUUUAGUUUAUUUUUGGGGGGGGGGCUGACUUUAAACGACAUGCUUAACAACACUCUUUUUAUGUUAUUUUAUCUUGAAUAAUACAAGAAGAUAAUAAACAAACACACUGCAGGCAUAAAAUGUUUAUAAUAGAGAGAGAGAGAGAGAGAGAGAGAGAGAGAGAGAGAGUUCUAUGAAUAAAAACAAGAAACAUCAUAAUCAUGUGGAUCUGCACCAGCCCUGCAGCUAGCCCUGAAGCUAGCCUGCAGCUAACCCUGCAGCUAGCCCUGCAGCUAACCCUACAGCUAGCCCUGCAGCUAGCCCUGCAGCUAGCCCUGCAGCUAACCCUACAGCUAGCCAGACAGACAACACAGUGGCUUGUCGGGCGGUGGGUCAGUGUUUCGAGUCAAUAAGGUUUGCCUUUUAACACUAAUUGUAUAUUUGUAUCCUUAUUCACACAAUGUCUAGCCAUGAUGAUCAUAACAAAGUUGGCCUAAAAAAUCAUUAGAAAUGUAAAACGUUCUGUUUGUUUUAUUAAUUUUAUUUUUAAAUCCAUUUUAAAUCCACUCUAUAUCUGGAUGGUUCUGAUAGAUAGAUAGAUAGAUAGAUAGAUAGAUAGAUAGAUAGAUAGAUAGAUAGAUACAGGAUCUCUCCCUCGAUCAGAAAGAAACGGUAAACCAAGUAGGUAGACCCAGCCCAGUCAGGACUAAACAAGCAAACAUUACCGUUAGCUAAUGUUAGCACGUAGGGCAACCAUGACAACUGUGAUUCUACAACAGCCUGGCCCAGUUAUUAUCAGAUGUGUAGUUUUGACUUGAAGCUCAAGGAUUUUUACCUUGCCUGGGUAUCUCGAAGCCACCCAAAAUCAUUCAGGAGGGAAAUACAAUAUCCCCUUUUUAUUAUUAUUAUUAUUUCAAAUGGCUCCCUUAUCCGAAUAUGAUCAUAACAUUGACCAUUUGAAUGCCAUGUUGCCUUUAUGGUGAUGCGAUGUGUCUUCUGUAUAUAGCUAUCGAUCGGCCUGUUGAAAUAAUAUUAAGUGUAUUUAUACUUCAAAAAAUGUUUGUGUAAAUCAGAUAUGGAAAAAGCCUCCUGCAGUUUAUUUUAGACAAGGAGUAAUUAUUUUUUUAUGUAGUGAUGAUUGUUCUCACAGUUUAUGCGGGAAACAGUUCAUUGCUGUUGAGAGUGAUUUAGAAGGUCCUGAAAGGGAUACAAUCUUUAUUCACAACUCAAAGGUCAUUGUAAGACGAAGAGAGGUGAUGGAGAGGAGAGGAGAGGAGAGGAGAGGAGAGGAGAGGAGAGGAGAGGAGAGGAGAGGAGAGGAGAGGAGAGGAGAGGAGAGGAGAGGAGAGGAGAGGAGAGGAGAGGAGAGGAGAGGAGAGGAGAGGAGAGGAGAGGAGAGGAGAGGAGAGGAGAGAUCUGAAGAACAAGAUCACCAGAAAACACUGAACAAAAUGGUGGAUAAAAUCUCUAUCUAAUUUUUUUACAAAGUUUUUGAUACAGCCUCAAAUUGUAAAAAAAAAAUAGAGAAAUAAAUAAAUAGUGUAUUGCAAUUCGUUCAAUCUUAGCGUAGAUAAUUGAUUCUUCAAUAUGUACCUUUUCUCAUGGGUCACCUAUUUCAAGUGAUUUUUUUCGUUGUUGACAUAUUAUCAAAUGUAUUAUCAUGUUUUUCCCCAAGGAGUUUUGACUUUGAAAGUGACCCUUUGCAAUAAUGUAAGGUAAUGUCCGGUGGAGGUGAGUGGUCAAUGCAGGUUAGAUGAGUGUACUACCAAAAUGAGUGGUGAUGAGAAAACCCACAUAAUGAUGAUGUACACGCAUAAUGAUGAUGAUGAUGAUGUACACACAUAAUAAUGAUGUACACGCAUAAUGAUGAUGAUGAUGUACACGCAUAAUGAUGAUGAUGUACCCACAUAAUGAUGAUGAUGUACCCGCAUAAUGAUGAUGAUGUACACGCAUAAUGAUGAUGAUGAUGUACACACAUAAUGAUGAUGUACACGCAUAAUGUUGAUGAUGUACACACAUAAUGAUGAUGAUGAUGUACACACAUAAUGAUGAUGUACACGCAUAAUGAUGAUGUACACGCAUAAUUUUGAUGAUGUACACGCAUAAUGAUGAUGAUGUACCCGCAUAAUGAUGAUGAUGUACACGCAUAAUGAUGAUGAUGUUCCUCCCCCCCAAAAAGAGGAUGAUGAUGUAUCCAUAUGUAGUUCGUUUUUUGCAAGAUACCAAGUGUUGCUUUUUUAGUGUGCAUAUAUCAUGAAAGCCAGUCUCCGUCUAUCUACAGUAUGUCCAGACAAUUCGUCCUUCUUCACACGUUUGAAAUUAUAAUCCUCUGUACAAUUAUCGGAGGGGGAUCAUGAUGUGUUACACUGGCACACUGCUGCUGCCAUACCUUAUAAUAUAUAGCUUUAUUUUUAGUGAUGAGCUUCGGUUAUAAUCGGUUUUCUAAUGCUUUCACUUACCCCUUGAUGAGUCUACAUGUCAAUGUCAACAGAGGUUUCCGUAAAAAUGUGUAUCCAUCAUAGAGUUAGUUAGAGGACUCAUCUUUGUAUCUGUCCAAUUACGGCAUCUAUGAUAGCACAAUUUUCAUGCAAAAAAAUUGGUUAUAUCCAUGAUGAGUUCUCUAACCAUCUCUAUGGGGUCCAUCUGUCAGGUCUGACUGUCAGCCCUUUGAGACAAUGACUCCUGUCACUACAGCUGGAUAAUAGUCGACUAAACUGGUUUUAUUAAUCUGACUAGAUAAACAUUUAAUCUGGAAGCAUGUUGUAAAUCUCCUUUCCAUCACACUCACCAUGAUAUACAGACACAGUAUCUUAUUGGGUUAAUAUGUAAAUAACUUCCUGAUACCUCCUCUGCGUCUCCACACAUCAUCUAGUCAUUUCUGAUUUUAGAAGGAAAACUGGUAGGUUUAUAUUGGUAGGUCCCAAUUAGAGUUGGUAGUUACUAAAAGACAGAAAGGCGUAGUUUCUGAUGACAGUUACAGACACUGAUGCAGAUUUUUGAUUGAGAUUCAUAGAUAUGUAGACACUACAAGGACAUUUUCUUUCAGGCCUUUGUUUGUUUGUUUGUAUAUAUAUAUAUAUAUAUAUAUAUAUAUAUAUAUAUAUAUAUAUGUAUAUGUAUAUGUGUGUGUGUGUGUGUGUGGCGUAGUCCUUCAGCAUUAAGGUCACUAGACUAGCAAAGAAUCAGGUUUAGUUAUACUGAGUGAAAUCUUAUCCGUAACACAAAUAAGCGUACAUCUCCAUUUGAUUCCACAAUUAAGAGGAUAUGAUGGCCUGAUUUAUGUGAAAGCUUAACGGAGAAAACAACCAAAGAUGUAAAAAAAGGUGAAAUUUAGCAGUCAUUCACUACAACUUGUUCAAAUGCCUUGUUGACAGAAUAUCUUUAAACUGUCGGUUACAUUUCAGUAUUUCAGAUACAUUUCAGAUGUUAGCAACAGUAUUGCAAAGGAUAUGGAUUCAACAAAGACACAUUGUUCUUUUAGAUUAGAACCCGAUAGCUGUCCUGAGGGACACGUUUUGUUUAAGCCGAGCGAGGAGUACACUCCAACCAAUUAGGUUCGAUAACGAUUACAGAUUAGCUGCCUUUCGGUUUAGGUACGGUUCUUGGACCAUAGAAAGGAAUGAUCAUAUCAUAAUGUCAUCUGUAUUAUACUAUUGUUCUGUUGAUCUUUCAUCGGCUUCCAUUUUGGAUUCUACUUUUGUCAGCUUCCAUUUCUGCCAAUUGGAAAUUGAGGGAUUGGCGUGUCAAAUCAAAUCAGCCUUAAAUGCAUUUCUUAUUCAUACACAGCACUGACUGAAAGCUUCCUAUGCUCUGAGGGGCAGAUUGUACUAUAUUUUGUUGUUCGCUAAAGAGGAAUAUGUAGUCUUGAUUUAGUUUUUACAUUCAUGAGUAAAUGAGUCCUUACAACUGGAAUGGUAAUGGUAAUAAUAAUUAGUAAUAGUAUUGAUGAUGAUUAUAAUAAUAUGUUUAUUGGUUUCAGGGGGAACUUCUCUACUGUGUUUUGUCCUUCAUUUUCAUAUGUCAUUUUGUUAAUGAAAUACUUGUUUUCCCACCACCUUCCUAAUACCAAUAAGGGAUGUCUCUGGUUCGCUAAACAAAAUGGUUGCCAAACUACAGCGCAGUGAAAAGCAAUGGGUUUGACUUAAAACAAGUUGGCAUAUAAUCAGACACACAUUCAAUUAACAUGCUUCAAAACAAGAGGGAAGAUGGACUGAUAAGUAAUAAAUAAAUACACAGAGAUGAAAUGCAAAGAGAGUCAGAAAACCUGACCAUUGUCCUUGACCGCAGGGAACUCACAACCUAGAAAAGAGGGUCGUUCUUACGUAUGAAUAUUUGAGUAAA